CCUGGGCCUCCAGCGGGGGUUAAGUCUGCAGCCUCCACCAGCUCCGUGGUGUUUGUGUCCUGGCUCCCUCCUCUCAAACUCAACGGCAUCAUCAGGAAGUACAUUGUCUUCUGCUCCAACCUGCACCCCACGGUACAGAGCUGUAUUAUUAUUAACACAGCUCUCACAGCAGCCUUGAGCGCUCAUUAUAAUGCCGCCUCCAGUCCUGACAUUCUGGACUGUAUUAGAAAGUCCUGUAGGGAGAGAGAAAGCUCAUGAAGAUUACUCCCCUGUUCAAGUUGUAUGAUAAAUGCACAGACGUGUAAACCCCUUCCCUUUCUCCCUCCCUCUCUCCAGGUGAUGAGUGAGUUUGAGGCUUCUCCUGAUGUAUAUUUCUACAGAGUGCCAAACCUGGCCCGUAACAGAAAGUACAGCAUCUGGGUGGUUGCCGUGACAGCCGCUGGGCGAGGCAACAGCAGUGAGACCAUCACAGUGGAACCUCGGGCCAAAGGUACGGGUUGCCUGUGUAACAGUGUAACUAUUGAAAGCUGGGAAUCAAAACUAAUGUUGCUGAAGGAUUAG
This is a messenger RNA of Coregonus sp. 'balchen', 561 nucleotides long. The record is from the annotation of a GenBank genome assembly. Lineage: Eukaryota; Metazoa; Chordata; Actinopteri; Salmoniformes; Salmonidae.